This is a messenger RNA of Chaetura pelagica (chimney swift), 1473 nucleotides long. RefSeq names its product cytochrome P450 2J2-like. The record is from RefSeq and is a predicted model, not a curated record. The coding region runs from base 1 to 1473 and encodes 490 amino acids. NCBI's taxonomy places the organism in Eukaryota, Metazoa, Chordata, Aves, Apodiformes, Apodidae. Gene Ontology annotation, molecular function: heme binding; iron ion binding; oxidoreductase activity, acting on paired donors, with incorporation or reduction of molecular oxygen, reduced flavin or flavoprotein as one donor, and incorporation of one atom of oxygen. Gene Ontology annotation, cellular component: cytoplasm; intracellular membrane-bounded organelle. The transcript has 9 exons. Gene Ontology annotation, biological process: xenobiotic metabolic process; arachidonate metabolic process.
AUGUUGAUAGUAAGUCAAGUUCUUAUAGCCUUGGCUGUAUUUUUUCUGACUGUGUGGUUUUUGAAGUUGCAACGAGUACGGAGACAUCUUCCUCCUGGACCCAUCCCUCUUCCAGUUUUGGGGACCUUGAUACAGCUGAACUUUCAGUUUAAUCGUGAUAUCCUCAUGAAGCUGGCAAAAUAUCAUGGCAACGUAUACACCUUAUGGUUUGGACAGACCCCAGCGAUCAUACUGAAUGGAUUUCAAGCAGUUAAGGAUGGUAUGACUACACACUCUGAAGAUGUUUCUGGGAGACUAGUAUCUCCUUUCUUUAGAGCUAUGGCCAAAGGAAAAGGGAUUAUGCUGGCAACCGGCCACACCUGGAAGCAGCAGAGGAGGUUUGCACUGAGGACUCUGCGCACCCUUGGUCUGGGGAAAAGAGGUCUGGAGCAUCGAGUUCAAGAAGAGGCCCGCUACCUGGUAGACUUCUUUGCAAGUAUGAAAGGGAAACCCCUGGAUCCUUCUUUUCCUCUCAUUCAUUCCGUCUCAAAUGUAAUUUGUGCUGUUGUUUUUGGACAUCGCUUCUCUAGAGAGGAUGAAAACUUCCAUGAACUGAUUAGAGCCACAGAGUGUCUAUUCAAAUUUGGAGGCAGCUUUGUUCAUCAUCUGUAUGAAAUCUUCCCCUGGCUGAUGUGCCAUCUCCCUGGCCCUCACAAGACUGCAUUGUCUUGCUAUGAUCUCCUGAGCUCUUUUACAAGGAGAGAGAUCAGAAUGCACACAGAGCGUGGGAUACCAGAUGAACAGCAGGAUUUCAUUGACUUUUACCUGGAUCACAUUGAAAAAUCCAAAGAUGAACCCAUGUCGACUUUCAAUGAAGACAACAUGGUUUAUUCUAUAAAUGACCUUUUCUUGGGUGGGUCAGAGACAACAAGCACUACUUUGAACUGGGGCCUGCUCUACAUGGUGGCCAAUCCAGACAUCCAAGAGAAAGUUCAGAAGGAGUUGGAUGCUGUUCUGGGUCCUUCCCAGUUAAUCUGCUAUGAGGAUCGGACACAAACGCCCUACACAAACGCUGUGAUCCAUGAGAUCCAGCGCUUCAGCAACGUUGUCUCGGUUGGCAUGCCCCGAAGGUGUGUGAGAAACACCACCUUGUUUGGCUUUCCCCUCAAAAAGGGCACCAUAAUUCUUCCAAAUAUUGCUUCAACGUUGUAUGACCCAGAGCAGUGGGAAACACCUCGAAAGUUCAACCCUGGUCACUUUCUGGAUGAGGAUGGAAACUUUGUGAGCCGAGAAGCCUUUUUACCAUUCUCAAUAGGGCACCGUGUGUGUUUGGGGGAGCAUCUAGCAAGGACCGAGCUCUUCAUUUUCUUUGCCAACCUGCUGCGGGCCUUCACCUUCCGGCUGCCAGAGGGGGUGACAGAGAUCAGCACGGAGCCCAUUCUGGGGGGCACACUGCAGCCCCACCCCUACAGGCUCUGUGCCAUUCCACGCUAG